This is a messenger RNA of Thermothelomyces thermophilus ATCC 42464, 2585 nucleotides long. RefSeq lists its product as uncharacterized. Bases 263 to 2494 code for a protein of 743 amino acids. Gene Ontology annotation, cellular component: early endosome; membrane; endoplasmic reticulum. Gene Ontology annotation, biological process: transmembrane transport; intracellular copper ion homeostasis; chloride transport. Lineage: Eukaryota; Fungi; Ascomycota; Sordariomycetes; Sordariales; Chaetomiaceae. The record is from RefSeq and is a predicted model, not a curated record. Gene Ontology annotation, molecular function: voltage-gated chloride channel activity. The transcript is spliced from 2 exons.
CGAUCGGGCUGAACGCUGCCUUCCUCAACAUCAUCACCGAAUGGCUGGCUGACAUCAAGCUUGGCUACUGCACCACCAAAUUCUACCUCAACGAGGACUUCUGCUGCUGGGGCGAGGAGAACGGUACGGCGUCCCCUGCCCCGGCCGAGUUUCGCUGGGAGAUUGGGAGAUGAGUGAUGUGAACGAGGAAUGCUAACGUUCACACGCUCAAGGCUGCGCCGACUGGCAUCGGUGGGCCGGCUUCGAGCCCAUCAACUAUCUAAUGUACAUCGUCUUUGCGACCCUAUUUGCCCUCACCGCUGCCAGUCUCGUCAAGUCGUAUGCGCCGUAUGCCGCCGGCUCGGGCAUCUCCGAGAUCAAGUGCAUCAUCGCCGGCUUCGUCAUGAAGGGCUUUCUUGGCUUUUGGACCUUGGUUAUCAAGUCUCUGGCCUUGCCCCUGGCCAUCGGGUCUGGUCUCUCCGUCGGAAAGGAAGGCCCCAGCGUCCACUACGCCGUCUGCACCGGAAACGUCAUUUCUCGCCUCUUUGCCAAGUACCGCCGGAACGCGUCCAAGACCCGCGAGGUGCUGAGUGCUUGCGCUGCCGCGGGCGUGGCCGUCGCCUUCGGCAGUCCCAUCGGCGGAGUCCUCUUCUCGCUCGAGGAGAUGUCGAACUACUUCCCCCUCAAGACGAUGUGGCGUAGCUACUUCUGCGCCCUGGUUGCCACGGCUGUCCUAGCCGCCAUGAAUCCCUUCCGGACCGGCCAGCUCGUCAUGUUUCAGGUCAAGUAUGACCGGUCGUGGCACUUCUUCGAAGUGCUCUUCUACAUCAUCAUCGGUGUCUUUGGCGGUCUCUACGGUGCAUUUGUGAUCAAAUGGAAUUUGAGAGUCCAGGCCUUCCGCAAGAAGUACCUGGCCAAUUACGCCGUGCUCGAGGCGACCCUGCUGGCCGUUGCCACCGCUAUUGUCUGCUACCCCAACGCCUUCCUCAGGAUGGAAAUGACAGAGAGCAUGAAGGUCCUCUUCCGGGAAUGCGAGGGUGCCCAAGACUACCACGGGCUGUGCGACCCCGAGCGUCGCCUCGGGAACGUCGUCUCCCUCAUCUUGGCUACCAUCAUCAGGGUAUUUUUCGUCAUCAUCUCUUACGGCUGCAAAGUCCCGGCCGGCAUCUUUGUUCCCUCGAUGGCCAUCGGCGCCUCCUUUGGGCGGACCGUUGGAAUCAUUGUGCAAGCGCUGCAUGAGGCGAGCCCAAAGAGCGUCUUCUUUUCUUCCUGCGAGCCCGAUGUUCCUUGUAUCACACCCGGGACGUACGCCUUUCUCGGCGCUGCUGCGGCCCUCAGCGGGAUUAUGCACAUCACAGUCUCCGUCGUCGUCAUCAUGUUUGAACUGACCGGAGCGCUCACCUACAUCCUCCCUACCAUGAUUGUCGUUGGCGUCACCAAGGCCGUCAGCGAGCUGUUUGGCAAGGGCGGCAUCGCCGACCGCAUGAUCUGGUUCAGCGGCUUCCCUUACCUCGACAACAAAGAGGAGCACAACUUUGGCGUGCCCGUUUCGCAGGCCAUGAUCUCCGACGUGGUGUCGAUACCCUCUACCGGUAUGACCCUCAAGGCCGUGGAGCGCCUCCUCACCAGAGACAACUACCAAGGCUUCCCCAUCAUCCAAGACGAAACCUCUAAAAUCCUCCUCGGCUACAUCGGCCGCACCGAGCUUCGCUACGCUGUCGACCGCGCAAAACGCGAGCGCAACCUCAGCCCGCUCGCGAAAUGUACCUUUGCCGUGCCCUCUCAUUCCUCGACGACGACGACGACGACAACAACCAACCCCGUCAUCACCCCAGUCACGCCGACCGGCCCACAACAACCAGCUUCUCCUCUAGACUACGCCACCUCCGCCUCUACCACACUCGACUUCACCCCUUACGUCGACACCACCCCGCUGACCGCCCACCCGCGCCUCCCCCUCGAGACCGUGAUGGAGCUCUUCCGCAAGAUCGGCCCGCGCGUCAUCCUCAUCGAGCACCGCGGCCGGCUGGCGGGGCUCAUCACGGUCAAGGACUGCCUCAAGUACCAGUUCAAGGCCGAGGCGGCCGAGGAACAACAGCACCACCACCACCACCACCAGCAGCAGCAACACUCGCGAGACGGCGAUUCGGCCGGACCGGCGUCACCGCGGAUGCGGCGGCGGCGGCGGGCGGAGGAUGAGUUGCCCCAGGAGGAACGCGUGUGGGAGCUGAUCAAGGCUGCGGCCGGCUGGGUGUCGGAUGCGGUCGGGAGGGUGAGCGGGGGGAGGGUGAGGUUGAGGGAUUCCUGGGAAGGAGAGCGGGACGACGACGCCGCGAGCCAGGGGGCGAGAAGCAACAACGGGUUUGGGCGAGAGCAAGGGCAGAGGCAGGGGCAGAGGCAGGGACAGGGGCAGGGGCAGGGGCAAGGUCAAAGACAAGGAGCCAUAUUGGAUGGGACGGAGGAGGUGAUGGGGGAUGAUGAGGAUGGGGGACUGGAACUGGAGAACAGGCGAUGAUGUGCAUUCCCGAGAGAAGAGUGGCUUGGCGAUCGCAACGAUGAUAAGGAUACACUUACACUUAGAUGGGAGAAAUUUUAUUCGCAAGGCG